Lymnaea stagnalis (great pond snail) is the source of this 30028-nucleotide messenger RNA. The record is from the annotation of a GenBank genome assembly. Lineage: Eukaryota; Metazoa; Mollusca; Gastropoda; Lymnaeidae.
CAACAAUAUGUAGGAGUUCUAAAAAUGGCGUCAUCCUCGCAAUAUUUAUUCAUAGCUUUGCUAAUAUUUUUAAAUUUUAAAGCUAUGGCACAGAAAAUUGAACCGUCUUAUCAACAGAGAGCCAUACUGCAGCAUAGAACUGAUGCUUUAACUAUUCUUAUGUUACUAGGGCUAUUGUUAUUUACUAUAUUGACUGUCUGGUUGUUCAAACACAGACGGGUUCGUUUUGUUCAUGAAACUGGCUUGUCAAUGAUUUAUGGUGAGUUGAGUUGAAAAUACACUAUUUACGAAAUGCGAUGCGUAACAUCUACCACCAUGAUUAGAUUAAGAAAUCAAAAUGUCGUUGAAAAAUAUGAUUUUGACUUGAAUUUUCACUAACAUUUAUUAACUUAUUAAAUUAGUAUUGUAUGAAUUCUAUUAAUUUCUAUCAUCACUCACUAGUCACUAGUCACUCACACUGAUUCAGCAUCUCAGAUUAUCUGUGAGUAGUGGGAGUGUGAUUAAUGUGACUGAAACGUUUAUCAGUUCAGUUUGUAUGAGUGUCACAAUCACAAUGAAAAAAUGAAUGAUAAUCAUAUGAAAUUUUUAUAAUCAUACUCAUGACAGUAAAAAAUAAUAUUUAUUAUAGCAACUUCAGACAGUAGGCUAUCUUUAUUAUUAUAGGCUACAAUGAGGCUAAGCCAGAAGGUUUUUUUUAAUCUAAAAAGUGACAUAGUCUUAUUUAUAGUCAUAAUAAUAAUUAUAGUCAUUUGUUAGAUACACCAGAUCAAGUUUUAAAAUUCAAAUACACUGACAUGUCAUGCACAACUAGCAAGUAACACAUAUCGGAUCGAUAGAAAAAGUUGGCUUUCAGUUCAGCUUUCCAAAGACACUGAGAUCAUAUUUUUAUAACUUCUAAAAGAAAAGUUAUGAAUUUUUUAGUAAUUGAAAUUGAUUUUUAAAAAUUGUUUUUACUACUCCAGACUUUGUAUAUAAUAUGUUAAAGCCAAAGGCUGUGAUCGAAUAAUUACACUUUUUCAACUAAUUUGUUUGUAGCAUUUUCCUUUUUAAAGAUAUAAUAAGCAAACUUUGAUGACAAAUUUAAAAAACAUUAUUGAACAAACAAAAAAACACUAACACAUGAAAAUUAUUAUUAUAUUAUUCUUUUAUUUCAUUUAUAAAAUAUACUUUUAUUUGGAUCUGUUGGGAAUGACAGUUGCUUAAUUUUAAUUUUAAGUGAUAUAUUUAUUAAAACUAAUGAAGCUAUUGCUAUGAAAUUUUCAGUAGAAACAAAUAAUGUCUAACUGAAUACAUAUCAAUUUAUGGCAAUUGUCUUUUUAUUGUGCCACCUAUUUCCGCACUGCCGCCAUCUUUGUUGCCAUGACAGCAGAUUUGUAAAAAAAAAAAAAGUAGUCAAAAACACGUCUGAUAAAAGUGGGGGGAAGAGGGAGAAUGUGUUGUUUUAGCUACUUACAGAGAGAAAUGAAAAUUAGGGAACAAAACAUUAAAAUUUAAUAAAAUAAUUUUUUGAGAAAUAUCUUCAAUCCUAAAAUCUACUACUCCACCUAACCUAAAUGUUAGUCAGUAUCUCUAACUCAAGCAUAAAUUCCCUCUAAGUAAAGUCCGUCCAACUUGUGUGUAAAUUUAAUGCUAAAUAUAAUAUUCCCUAUCUUAAGCUAAAUUUAGUCCCCUCUAACUUAAAUUUAGAUCUUCAAACCUAAAAUCUAUGACCUUACUCCUAAGAUGAACCCUAAAACCACAUGCACAUGUGCUACAGUUGCACACUGUACUAUACUGAGAAAAUAUUAAAUUUGAAUAGAUUAGAUAUUCAAAAUAAUGAAAACCCAACUUACAGUUUCAUCAAAUACACCUUUACAUACUUUAUUGCAGGUUGCACUAAAAAUAAAAUUGAAAUCUUAUAAGAAAAAUCAAUACACAUUCCAUGAUGCUGGAAAAUUUUAGCCUCAUUUUAAAUGUUUUAAUUAAUCAUCGAAUUAAAUAUUGAAAAUAGCUUGUUUUAAGUCCCAUUUUUGUCAACUAUUUUGUCUUUUUUUUUACACUGGUCAAAAGCAAUUUCAUUAAAAAUGGACUCAGAUGAUGAAUUUCUUAGCAAUUUAGAUGUAUUUUGGCAUAAUUCUUCGGUUCAUUACGCUUACUGUCAACUUAUAAUCAUAAUUUUCAGCGUACUGGAGGGAAAUUUCAUGAGGAUAUACGUUUUUUUUUAUACUCUAUGCAUGGUGGAUAUAUAGUGUUUAUUGGAAGUUUCAAGCUAGACUAAAAUAACAAAUACAAAAAGAAUAUAAUACAGUCUACAAGUCUCACUGAUUUUGGCUCUAAAUAAUGUAUACUUAUAUAAGGAAGAAGAUCACACCGGCUUUUAGUUUUAGAAAGCUUAACAUGUAAAAUUAAGCCAUGCCGUUAUGAUAAAUAAGAAUAAUGAUUAACACUAGUGAUUGAUUGAUGGAAAAAUUAAUUAUAUUUUAUUGUUAAAUAGCAAUUAAAAGAACACUUACGAACAUUGCAGAUCUUGUUAAGAAUUGCACAAACAGAUUUGUAAUUAUGGUUUACUCCUCAGUUGAAUUUAUAGCACCACCAGUUUUGAAUGUGUGUCUUGUGCAAGAAUAUUUCUUUUCUAAUUCAGUGAAUUCCUCUAACGCACAUAAGCCUGUACAGCCAUACAACUCGUACAACAGGUAAACCAUACGGUUUCGCAUGUAUAUUCUAUACUAAUGAACUCUGAAUAUGUUUUCACAGGCCUCAUUGUUGGUGCCAUCAUACGUUACACAAGUGAUCCCAAGCACAUACCCAGUGUUGAAGCAGCCCUGAACGCCAAUGAAUCCUACACAUCAUUAAAUCCACCAGAAUACAUUUCUAUUUAUCUCAAUCGAUCCAAUAGCUCUAAUGCCCCGUCAGACAGAAUCAUCUACGCAUUUAAGGGGGCGGUCGCAGCUUUAGAAGAACCUCCUCUAGAGCGAGCAGUAAGUGAGAACAUUAAGUCAAAACAUAUUGAUGUGAACUAUGAAAAUGUCGCAGUCAGUAAUUACUCACAGUAAUACUUUUAAAGAAUAUUUGAUUUAAGGUUGUCUUUAAAAAUUUGUAUUAUUUUAAUAUUUGUUGAACUGCAAAAGUAUGAUUACGAGGUGUUACAUGUAACUGUAAUUAAAAAACUAGUGUACUUUUUUAGAGCUUGAUUCAUUUUUUUUUUCUUAAAAAAAACAAACUAUUCAAUAUAACAUUUAAGAGGGCAAAACCAAUAUUUUAAAAAUUAAUUAUUAAGUCAUAGUUAUUUCUCAGAUGUUAAGAAAAACUUGAUAAAUUUUUUUUUCUCCCUCCAGGUGACAUUCUCCCCUGAGUUGUUUUUCAAUGUUCUGCUUCCAGUUAUUAUUUUCAAUGCUGGAUAUAGUAUGAAAAGGGUAAGAAUGUACUGUCAUUGUAAUUCUCCAUCAAAUUGUUGUCACCUGUAAUAGUAAGAAUAAGUUCAUUGUUUGAACUGUAAUUUUUAAACAAAUGGUUGUUACCUUUAAAAGUAAAGUCUAUGCAUGAAAUUAAAAGGGUAAAAAAAAAUAUUUUUUGGUCAAAUUGAAAAACUUAAUAUUAUCAAAAAGCUUUUUACUAAUGCAAUCAGUUAAUUAAGUUGGGGAAGUUGACAUUUCAGACCAUUAAUUCAGUUAUUUGUGGGGAGUUGACUCAUCAACCCAGUAAUGUAGUUAUUCUCAGAGGGCAAACAAUGAGUAAGCAAACCCUCAACCACAAAAGUCAGAAAACAAAAGCAAAUGUGGAAAGUUUUUAAAAUUUUGCUGUCUAGGUGUGACACACAUACAAAUAAAGAUACCUCUGUUUCAAUUGACGACUAACUCAUAUAAUCAACCUGUAUAGUUUACCCGCGGAAGCGGAGCGUCUCCGAGGAAACUUGGGGGCGUCCACAUGGGGUUUUGCCUCUUCGUGACAUGGCGGACUAGUAGGGAGGUUCCUCCCGAAGCUAAAAAACCCCAGCCACUGCAUGACUCCCAACGCAACGGGAGGACCGCAAUAACAUGAUUACUUGUAGCCGUUAAUGGACAUGAAUCUGGGUGGCGGUCAAAACCCUUGCAGAUGAAUUUAGCUACGGGGCCCUGAGAAAGCCGCUCCUAUUCAACAGUUUUGUCCCCACCUACGUCCCGACUGGACAACUCCCUGGAUGGUGGGGGGAGAUAACGCAACACCUUCCCCUCGGAGAGAAAGCAAAGCCGUUCAGACCCAAGGAGAGUGGAACGCGAACGCUUUAAAUGCAGCGUUUUCAGUCGACUGGACGUACCCCAGGUUAGGGGGGAGGUUUCCGACGUGCUUCCGCACAGUCUGGCAGCGGGGAGAUCCGGUGUCGGCCGGUGUGGGGGUGGGGCGGGGGGUUAUUAUGAGCUCACGCUCGACGACCCACCGACGUCAUCUCCAAUGUGACGUUAUUAGUAUACCCAUACUUUGAUCGGGUGUUGAACAUUUUUCGAGUUGUAUGGCAGAAGGGGAAAUUAUUCAUAAAAAUUGGGCCCGUCAAGAAGGCAAAGGUUUGCAUGUAUAAAAAACAUUGAAAAUUAAAUGUUGAAAAAUUUUACUUUGUUUUGAAUUUUAUUUUUUUAUCUUGUAUGGUUUUCUUAAUAUUUUUUUAACAGUUUUUCAUCCCAUCAGUUUGGCAUGUUUGCUAACUAAAAACAAUAGUUACUUACACAUACUCAAUUUUAGCUUAAUUUUACUCAUGAUUUUUACAUAAUUCAAUGCAAUUGAAGAAAACUUUGUUCUAGAGCGUUCCAUAUUCUUUAAAUGUAUAAUUUAUUUUUCUUAUUCAACUGUUGAUCCUUUAUAUCUUUAAAAAUUUUUUAGAAACAUUUCUUCAAAAAUUUGGGAGCUAUCCUCAUGUAUGCCUUAAUUGGUACAACAAUCUCUGCUCUAGUGGUUGGGUAAGUUACAGUGCAUAAUGUAAAGUGGAAAGAAAAUUUUGUGAAGUUGAUCAGUUAGUUACCUGAAGUGUUUGCAAACAAAAAAAAAUAAACAUAUUUUUAUUUUUCCAGACAACCUAAAUCCUAUUUUUUUUUAAAUUAAUUUUUUUUAUAUACAUUUGUGUACAAUGCUAUGAACUGCAUGCCACCUGUCCUUUCCUUUUCCAGAGGAAUAAUGUAUGGACUCACACGACUGAUGAAAGAAAUUAAUAUCACACUUAAUGAAUGUUUUGUUUUUGGGGCCUACCUGUCAGCCACAGAUCCAGGUAGGUUUAGUUUUACAAGCUGAAUCUGUUAGAAGAAACCUGGUAAGUCUUUUUCUCCCAUUUAAAAGGGUAAGAUAAAAUAUACUUACAGGCAUUAUUGCAUUCUGCCACCCCCCUAAAUAGAUGAAGAGCUUUUGAUUAAAUCACUUUCAACCAAAGAGAGGCUGUGUGUUUAAUUUUUUUUGGUCUUUUGUUUGUUAACAGGGACAGCAGAAAGCCAACAUUUUAAUUCUCUAGUUCUGCAGAUUUUAACUCUAAUUUAACAAAAGAGUUUCAUUUUCUUUAAAAAGUCCAAGCUUAUACUUUCAAACUUUGCUGGUCCCAGAGCUGUUUUUAGUGGAUCUGCCAAAAAAUAAAAGCAUCCAUUUCAAUUAAUAAUACAUUUAAAAUCUUUAGUUAGCUGAUCGGCUGUGGGGUCAACCUGAAAAAAAAUUGCAUUGGGUGAAAAGAGAAUCUCCAGAUUCUUCAAGCUUAAGAACUAAUAGAUCAAUUUGUUUAUUCAGCAUGUUGAAGUGAAUGCACGUGAUCCACAAAUUUAAUAAAAUUAAUCACUAUGGACAUACGUUCUCUUCAUUUAUCACCAUGCACCGAAUUUUCCUUGAUUCACAGUGACAGUCUUAGCUUUAUUCAAUGACCUCCAUGUAGAUGUAGACUUGUACGCCCUGGUCUUUGGAGAAAGUGUCCUCAAUGAUGCAGUGGCCAUUGUUUUAUCGGAGUAAGCUUAAUUACUAUAUUACUGCAGGAUAUACAUUUUAAUAGCCUACAUUAACAUUUAAUUACUUUAUUACUGCAUGCAAUACAUUUUAUAGACUCAUUAACAUUCAAAUACUGUAUCACUGCAUGCAAUACAUUUAAUAGCCCCAUUAACUCUUUCCCUCCGGAAUUAUUUUCCACGUUCUGACGGAAUAAUCUAUUUCGGGUUUUUGUUACGCACUACUAUGUUUUCUCUAAACCUUCAUAACUUUUUUGUUUUUAAUCAGAAAAUGUUAAUAUUGGUAUGGAAUUAAAGGGAAAUGCAUGCUCUUUGCAAACAAACAAGAUUUGGGUUUAAAUUUUAAUAAAUAAAUGUGAUUGUGAUUUAAGGAAAAUAAAAAUUUAUUUAAAAAAACUCACCAAAUGUUCACAAAACGCUCCUUUGAAGUCACACAAAGAGAAAUAUAUAAUCCAAAGUGUAAUAAAAAUGUUUUUUUUUUCUGAACUAUAUCCAUAUGUGCAUCACAAAUAAUAAAGAUCAACUUUCAAAAAAGAAAAAAUUAAACCUCAGAGCACAUUAUUCAUUGUCACCACCACACAAAAAAUUAGAAACAAAAUUUAACUAAUUCCACUGGAAACAAUCUGUUGAUAUUUAAAAAAUAAUUGCACUGUAUCCUUGUAUGUACUAAAAUUUAUAAUAGUAAAUGGAGAAUUUACCAUACAUUAGUCACAUAUUUCCAUCUGAGUUUAGCAAUAGUAAGCCUAAAAAACAAUCCAUAUGGAUGUGCCCUUUAGCUGGGGGGCGGGGCUGGUUGUUCAUCAGCUGAUGAAUUACCAAUUUCAUUAUUUUGUCACUAGUACUACUAAUACUAGUACUAGGAUUAUAAUCAUACGAUUCAACAGAAUCAGCCUCUGCAUUUGAAAUCAUAAAAUCACUGUCUGAAUCAUCAUAAGAGUAAUAUUUCCCACCUUUAUUACAUUGAUCGCCAGAUGGGUCAGGUCAAGAUUUCAUGUUUGUAAACAAAAAUAAAAUGGACAAUCAAAACAACCGCUUCAAACAAUUCGUUCUUCGCUCAAUCACAGAAAAACCGGAUGUUUAUGAAAGGGAAAUCAUUCUAGAAUUGAUUUAAAAUAACUAAAUACCAAUAGCUAAGAAAAGAACCGAAAUAAACAGGUUUUUAUACAUCGACGAUCCCAUCGUCGAUACGCCGAACUCUUCAUUUCAAAUCGACGAUGGGAGCGUUGAUCAGGAGGGAAAGAGUUAACAUUCAAAUACCAAUUCUAACCAUUAAAUCUUUUUGUAAAGGAAGAAUUAAAAUUAUUUUCUUUAAAAUCUCCUCUCACAAGUGUGAUCAUUUUUCAAGUAAGACUAAUGUACUUAAUGAAGCAUUUUGUAUUCGUUUCUAGAUUUUGCUAAAAUCUUAAAACUCUUAACUGGACUAUUACCAUUUUUUGUAUGCAUUGAAAGAGACUGUUUCGUUUGUAGUUAUUCAUUUUAAUUAAGUUCUGGGUGUGCCACAUGGUAAUUAUAUUCCUUUCUUUCUAUAAUAACAAAGCUGCUCUGGUCAUGCUUCAUUUCAGAUCAGUGGAGACCUACGGUCAGUACUCCUCUGAUGCUUUCAGUCUCGAGGCAUUUUUCAGUGCAUUAGGAAAAUUUGCUGGAGUCUUUACUGGAGCGUUUGCCAUCGGCACAUCCAUGGGAAUCAUCACAGCAUUUGUAUCCUUUGAUUUAUGUGUUGGCUCAACAAUUGUUGAACCUACGAUCUCAACUUUAAACAUUUUUUAAAAUAGAACCAAGGUGUUUUUUAGAAUAAAUAUGACUACAUCCAUCUGUUUUAUCUUAUUGUAAAAACAAACUUUUUAGACCAGCUUGAGUGCAGGCCACCCUUACUAAAUGUGUUGCUUUACUGGGUUGACCAGAUCCAUCGCAUGAUUCCAAUAUUAGUAAUCUUUGAGGAUUUGAGUUAUAGAAGUGAAGAUGAGGUAUGCGUACAUCAUAGGGUUUGGGGAAAAACUAGUCUGGCAUAAAAUGUUUUCACAUUUUAUGGUUCUUUUCUGUAACUUAUUUUAUUGAAACUGAAGAAAUAAGUGUACAAAAAUAUAGUCCUUUCAAUUAUCUUUCAUUUGAUACCAAAUUUUAUAAACCAAAGGAUAAUAUUUUAAAUAUUUUUUAAUAAACCCAACCUCUCACUCUUUUUUGCACUUUGAAAAAAAUUUACAUUUUUUCGAUUAAAAAAUUCCACAGCGAAAGAGUUAAAUAGUUUAGCUAAGCCAAGAUUUAUUUUUUUUCUUUAAAAACUGAAUGGCCAGAUCUAUAUUAUCACUAAUUAUGGCAAUAUUGUCACUAAGGGAGUUCUUUGAUGGCUGAUUUCUACUCAAGAGAAAUACUUUGGAUGUCUUGUGUUUAAAUUGUUAUUAUUGUAAAAUAUUGUCAUGGUUAAAAUAUGUAUUUAUUUAUGUGCAGAAAAUGAAUAUGUGCAAUGGAGCCAAAGAACAUUCCCAUUUAUUUGGAUCUAUACAAGAAUAUAUAUUAUUUUUCUUAUCUCUGCUAUGUUAUGACAUUGUUUUCUUUAAGAUGGAAAUUUUUUAAAAUUCUUACUUUUUAGUAUGUUUAAAUUUUUUAUAUAAGAACUAUAUACAUAUAGCCUUGUGGUAAAAAAUUGCCUUGACCUUUGACCCAGCUGACAAAAUUCACCAAAGUGAGGGAUUUCCCUCUGUUGGAGACAGCUCUCUUCUUUUUAAUGUCUUACAGCACAUUCCAAGCUGCUGAGGCUGCAGACCUGACAGGUAAAUUCAACUACUCAUGUCAUUAUUAAUUAGGGCUGAGCCUUCUGCAGUGAUUCGUAAGGGUCUGGGUAAUUUGAGACCAUAACCAGUGGGUCCGGGUAUUACCUAUUCAGGAAUUAUCUGUAUAAAACAAGAAUUUUGUUACACCCAUUGGGGAAACAUGAAAACCACACGCAUAGGCAGAACCAUGACCAACGUUGAUCCCGAAUGCAUGAGAGUUGAAGGCUUCAUAACACUCGUAGCAUAGUACCCUAACCCAAAAUCAUUAAAAAAAAAUAAUAAAGCAUGGGGCAGAACUGCGCUAUAUGCUGCACGAGUGCUGCUAUUGGCUUGGUUGGGAGUGGUUUUCAUUUACCCUACACCAAUUUUACAAACAAAUGAUGUUAAAAAAUGUGCAUUUAACUUUUGAAAUGCUCGGACCCAGUUCAGUUUUACAACCCUGGGGGCAGGUGUGUUCUGGGUGUGCAACUCUCUGCAUUUCUGGUGUCCAGGUCAGCACCCAGGUCAUUCCUAGUUUCUAAAUCAAACAUAAAAUUAAGUCGAUGAAAUAUGCCAAACUUAAACAUAGAUGAAGCAAGAUGGAAUCAUUAGAAGAAGAAAAAAUUCAAUCCACAAAUGGUUUUAUGUCUCACAUGAGCCAAAGAGCCCUGAAAGAAUUAUCUGCAUGGUUACGUAAUUAGACAAUAAUACAAUGCUGACACCUAACACCUGACUUGCUCUAAUACCAUGUUGACACCUAACAGCUUGUGUAAUCACUGUCCUCAGGUAUUGUUGCCGUGUUGUUCUGUGGCAUCACACAGGCUCACUACACAUACAACAACUUGUCCAUAGAAUCAAAGUAUAGAUCUAAACAGGUGAGUCAUGCAUUAUUUUGACAGGAUAUUUGCUCCUAAAUUAACAACAAAAAUAAAUAGUAAAAUAAAAUGGAGUGAAACAUUUCUGAAAUUUAAAAUAAUCUUAAUGGAAGCCUUUUCUUCUUCUUCAGGUAUUAUAUAUAUUUUUAUUUCCUUAUAUUGGGUGCUCUUUAAACCUCCACUUUUGAUUUCAAAACUUUUCCUGCAUCCACCCCCUCUCCCCACCAUCUCGAUUUCAAAUCCAUAAAUCCCGCACCCCAUGAUAAAAAAAACUAAUAACAAAAAAACCCUGCCUCUCGCAUCCCCCUGGUUAAGAACCCCUGCCUCAUAUGGUAUUUAUCUUACCUUGUAGGAUUAUUUAUCUUUAUAAAGUAUUAAACAGCAAACCCGUCACCAAACAGUAUGUCUCAUUCACAUAAUCUGAGACGGUCUUUCAAAACUAAAUGUUGAAUUUGACCCCUGUGUUUCACCAGAGCAUUUUUGGUGUAUACAAUUAUUUAUAACUAACUUUACUUUUUUCCCUCCCGCCAGCUGUUUGAACUGAUGAAUUUUUUAUCAGAAAACUUUGUCUUUCUCUACAUUGGAGUUUCCAUCUUCACAUUUGAUGCCAACAAGUGGGAUGCUGGCUUCAUUUUUGCAGCAUUCGUAUCCUUUCAAUAACUAUUGGGUACAUUCACCAACGAGAAAACUUUUUAUUAAGAGUAGAUCGGGUGGGUGAGUAUCAUUUCUGCUUUCAUAUCAUUUGUUUGCUGUCAUGGUGUGGCCGAGUAAACAUGGAAUCGGGGGGACGUCACCGUGAGUUGAGAGGAAAAAAAUAUUCAGAGUAGAAGUAUAAAUUUUAUUUUAAAACUAUAUCAUUGGGUCUGUUUUAAUUAACCCUACUUAACUUAUACUGGAAUCGAGUUUAGAAACAAAAAAACAUGGUUUCGGAAGCAAACCAAAGUGGUAAAAGUAGGCGGCAACCACGGGCAAGCUACUCUGUUUUUCAAAUAUUUGAACGUAGCCCAUACAGAUAUUACCUGUAAACCAUUCUGGCAGGAAGUGAUUUCCAGACCAUGGAAAACAAAUAAGAUUGUUGUGAAAGCAAAAUCAUGUCAUUAAUAUUCAAAGCUGGAAUAAACUUGUCUUUUUUAAUUUAAAAAAAUUAAUAAAUAAUAAUAAUAAUAAGCAAUUUUGCAGAAAUAUUUGUUUAAUUGAAUGUAUUCCUGAUUUAAAAAAACAAUUAAGUGAAAAUCAUUAUAAAAUCAUGACCAUGUCAAUCAUGUGACUAAAUUUUGUUGGAAUUGUGGAUGGAGGUAAGCUUUUACUUUUUGUCUAUAUCAUCAAUCACGUUAGCUAAGAAAUCGUCGACUCACUGUCAAAUUCAAGUGCAUUGAUAGUUUUGAACACUAAAGAUUUCCUAACGCUAAAGAUUUCCCUAACUGAUGUCCCAGAUGGCUGUGAUAGUGGCCAGGUUCUGUAAUAUUUAUCCACUGUCUUUCAUUCUUAACCUGGGCCGUAGCAACAAAAUACGUCCCAACUUCCAGCAUAUGAUGAUGUUUUCGGGUAAGCAGUUUUGUUUAUGUACACUCUCAAGUAACAUCACUUAGCUGUAGCUGCUUCAUUUCUGCAAUAAAUCAUCAAUCCCCCCCCCCCCCCCAUUUCAUUAUUCUCGUGUACAAAUAUGUUUGUAAUUAGCUUGAAUAAAGUCCUUUGGGUGUUCAUAGAGAGCAAUGAAGGGUUCAAAAGAUCAUGUUUUAUGGGGAAUUAUGAAAAAAAAAUAUGUCAAUAAAUGGUGGCCCUUGUUCAAAUAAGUUUAUUUCAUCAUUUAGAAUGUCUUUAGUUUUUUAAAUUUUUUGGUCAACCAAGCAAGCAUCACACUGGUGAAAUAAAAAGAUUAAACCUUCUUGUAAAAAUAAUGGAGUUAUGAUCGACAUGAGGAAAAAAUGUUGAAUUUUGUUGUAAGUCUUAUUCCAUUCAUCUCCGCAGGUUUGAGAGGGGCCAUGGCUUUUGCCCUGGCCAUCAGGGAGACAGACUCUGAGGGGAAGCAACUCAUGGCCUCGGCAACAAUGAUCAUUGUCUUAGCAACUGUGAUACUCUGCGGGGGCUUCACCACACCCAUGUUGCAGUGGCUGCAGAUUAGGUUGGGGUUUCUUCAUCUUCAUCAUUUCGACCCUCUGAUGAAUUCAUGAUUAUUUCUUAGCCUAUCAAGACUCAAGAAACAAAAUCUGUGUCCGCCUAAAAUACUUCUUUGAAGAUGAGCAGUCCACAAGUCUCAUCCCCAGCUGUAAAAUUGUUGGGUGCUUUGAAGAUGAGCAGUCCACAAGUCUCACCCCAGCUGUAAAAUUGUUGGGGAAAAAUAUUUGAUCCCAUACAUUUAAGAAAAUAAAAUAAAGAUUUCUUAGUUUCAUUUUGCCGAAAUUCAGAUAGUAGAAAUUUCAUGCAGAGGCUUUCAAGAGGAACUUCAUUUUAAAUGUCAACUUUUAUUAUUUAUAAAUUUAAAAAAAUCUGGGUGUCAAUUUAUUUAAACAACACUAAGUCUUUGGUGUUACAUUUAUUUAGUGUGGACAGUCAAUCAAUUUUUCUUUUUUUUUUUUUAGAUUGAUAUUUGUCUUUUUUUUUUUUUUUAAAUUACUGGGUGUCAAUUUAUUUAAACAACACUAAGUCUUUGGUGUUACAUUUAUUUAGUGUGGACAGUCAAUCAAUUUUUCUUUUUUUUUUUUUAGAUUGAGAUUUGUCUAUUUUUUUUUUUUACAAAUCAGGGUUGGUGUUGACGAAACAGAAACAGAGAUGCACAACAUGGCAGGGGAGUCUGUGCGAAACGUAAGUUUUUAAGUGUAGGCUAAUUAACCUGUUUUAAAAGUUGUCACCAUGAAUGAGAGAGAUGUGUAGACAAAUCAUUCAGAAUAUUUUUUGUGUGCCAAAUAUGGGCUAAGAACAACAGAAAAAAAUGGGUUAGGUAAAAAAAAUAAUUUUUAAAUGUAGGCGCCAUGAUAACUGGGUGUUCUAGAUUUGCCUACCCCUUGGAUAAAGCAAUUCAAAAGUUAAUUAUAAAUUUAAGUUGCUUAUUUAUAUAAAAGGUUUCUUGUACAAUUUCUGGAAGAAUGGUUUUAUCCAAACUUUUUUCUUUGUUCUCUCUCUCUCUCUCUCUUUGUGUAGGUCUAUGAUAUAAUUUUAAAACUAAAUGUAUCAAUUAUUUUGUUUAAACUUUGAUAGAAUGUAUUUCUUGAGUUGAACAUUUUAUUUGGCAAAAUUUAUAAGAUAAGACUUGGUGAUGGUAACAUUUUGGCAUAUGGCUUAAACAUAGCCCAGUCUCUUGAGUUUCAAGAUCCUACAAUGUCUUGACAUCACAAUUUGCUCAUGGGCUGUCGCCUGUCAUAAAAUGAUAAAGUUAUUUGUGUGGGGGGGGGGGGGUGUGAUAGGUCAUCACAGUGACCAGAGAAUAGUGUGCCUAUCAGGCGACAAGCCAUUGGUUGACUACCAUCAUCAUUGUUCCAUACACUUUGUUAAUUUUUCUAUUCCUGGUCGGACAAAAGGCCACGAUGGAUUACAUCUUGAUUCAGUUUUACCUGUUUCAUCUAGACAUUUUAUAAACUUGGAUCAUCCAUGCAAAGAUGUUCAUUUGAAAUUGUUCAGAGUUCCUCAGCUUUUGUUUGUUUUAAUUUUGUGUUCCCUCCCCCAAUAAAAAAUGACUUACCCUUUCAUUUUAUACCAUCGCCAUCCCAGCUGACCCCAGACAUGGUGGUAUGUCAUUGGCUGUUGUAAGACUUGUGUCUUGACUGUGCUCUCCCGUCACAAGCUUGACUAAAAAAAAACCGCACAUUUUACUUUGCUGUUGUGGCUGUCGUUGUUUCUUUAUGACACUAACACCGCUGUUUCUCAAACUGACGCCACAGCCAUAGUUUUGCUGCUAGCAUUGUGGCCGAGCUGAAUAACUUCCAAUGCUGUUACAGUGACAUUUCAAACUGUGACAUUUCAAACUGUGACUCUCCAAUUAUCAUUUUAGUUUAAUGUAAGGACCUCCUAAGACUAAUUGAGGGAGGGCACAUUAAAUGGUCCAUAGAAAAUUGUUCAUCAUAAAUGAGCAAAUAAAAAAACACAUGAAUCAGUUUUAAGAAAGAAGCUGUACUUGUAUUUUGUUGCAUUUUGCAACUGUGCAAUAUUAAAUGAAAUACAUAAUCUAGGCCAUGACAUCAUAUUUUAGCAAAAUAAAUUAAAGGUCAUUAAACCAUGAGCAUUUCUAAUUUAUAAAAUGGUUAUCUCCCCGGCACUGUAUUAGACUUUUAAAAAAAAAUGAUGUAAACAAAUUCAAACAUCAAUAUAAAUUAUACAAAAUGCAAGUGUUGUCACAGUAAUUGAAACAUAGAUUUUGAAAAUAAUUUGUGAGUUAUUUAUUACUUGCUAUCAACUAGAAGUUGAUGGUUUUAUUUUCAAGGACAAAGCAAGAUACCUUAAUGUAGAACAUGUCCCACCAGUGACAGAAAAGGACAGAUCUUAACAGCUUGUUUAACUUCGCUGUCUUACUACAGAAACGUGGGAUUUUAAUAAAUUAUUCCCUAUAAACUAUGAAAAUAUAUCGAUUCUUAAACAAAAAUCUGACAAUCACUAAUAAAACAGCUUGCAAUAUUUCUUCUUUAAUUUACAAUGCUGAAAUAUUAUAUUACUGAUUUCAAUUAUUUUCAUUUUUUUUUUUUUUUUUGUAAGAUAAAGCUAAUCUGUGUUUUGAAACCUCUUGUCUACUGGAAGGACUCACAGCACACACUAAAAUUUAGAAAGCAGUUGAUCAAGGAAUGUGGAAGCUUGAAAAGAUAGGACAGUAAGAGAAGAACCUUUUGGCUAAGAGCCUUUGUCUUCAGUAAUCUUUUAUUGUCCUGUCUGUAUGUUUCAAGCUUCCCAUAUACCUAGAUCCUCUAUUUCCUUCACACAGCUUGAACGCAGUCCUUCAUUUAUCAAAAUCUAGGUCUAGAACACAUCUAGAAAAGCAAAAAAAUACAAUCAUUGGCAUUAUCAUGUUUUAUCAAUCACUGCACAAGGACAUACACUACUGACUACAACAUUUGAUCAGUCGCAGUCACAUACACUACUGACUACAACAUUUGAUUAGUCGCAGUCACAUACACUACUUCGUCAACUUCAGUCAUGUUAUAAAGUUAUUGUUUUACAUGAUGUGAUUGGUAACCUCAAAACUGUGAUUCUACAGUGUGCAGCAAAUUUCAUACGCCCAGUUUAUAUGUGGGUCAAAUUAGUCCCAUCUGAAAUAUAAAAGUGCAGGGGGUAAAUCUGAAGGGUAGGUGCUGGUGUGCAUUCCUGGGCACUGGGUGAAGGAUGUUUUAGAAUAAGGUCCUUGGGUUGAUAGAUGUUUUAGAAUGAAGUCCUUGGGGUGAUAGAUGUUUUAUAAUGAAUUACUUGGGUUGAUAGAUGUUUAAGAAGAAAUAAAUUCCUUGUGUUGAUGGAUGUAUUAGAAUAAAGUGCUUGGGUAAAAGAGAUGUCUUUAAAAAAACAACUCAUUAAUCCUGGAUUGUGGUGUGAUGUCUCCUGGGUUGUGGUGUGAUGUCUCCUGGGUUGUAGUGUGAUGUCUCCUGGGUUGUGGUGUGAUGUCUCCUGGGUUGUGGUGUGAUGUCUCCUGGAUUGUGGUGUGAUGUCUCCUGGAUUGUGGUGUGAUGUCUCCUGGGUUGUGGUGUGAUGUCUCCUGGAUUGUAGUGUGAUGUCUCCUGGGUUGUGGUGUGAUGUCUCCUGGAUUGUAGUGUGAUGUCUCCUGGGUUGUGGUGGGAUGCCUCCUGGGUUGUGGUGGGAUGUCUCCUGGGUUGUGGUGGGAUGUCUCCUGGGUUGUGGUGGGAUGUCUCCUGGGUUGUGGUGGGAUGUCUCCUGGGUUGUGGUGUGAUGUCCCCUGGGUUGUGGUGGGAUGUCUCCUGGGUUGUGGNUUGGGGUGUUAGUGUGAAAGUAUUGUGGUGUUAGGGUGAAAUAUUGUGUUGGUAGGGUAAAAAAUUGUGGUGUUAGGGUGAAAAAAAUUUGGUGUUAGUGUGAAAGUAUUGCGUUGUUAGGGUGAAAGUAUUGCGUUGUGGUGUGAUGUCUCCUGGGUUGUAGUGUGAUGCCUCCUGGGUUGUGGCGUGAUGCCUCCUGGGUUGUGGCGUGAUGUCUCUUGGGGUGUGGCGGGAUGUCUCCUGGGUUGUGGUGGGAUGUCUCCUGGGUUAUGGUGGGAUGUCUCCUGGGUUAUGGUGGGAUGUCUCCUGGAAUGUGGUUGGGAUGUCUCCUGGGUUUAAACUUAAAUCAUUACUGCUUUCUUGUCUGAUGUUAAAGCCUUCUCUUAAAAAAAAUAAAACAAUAAUUAUUUUGGCACAUGCAUAUACAUGCUUUUGUUGUUGCCAUGACAACAUUAGCACCAUAGCUAACAAGCACUUUAUUUCAUUUUCCUUAAAGGACUUAAAUUUAUUGCAAUAACCUUAAAAAGUUAUGGUAUUAUAUUUUUGUGGGAAAUACUUAUAGUAUCAUUGGAAAAAUGUAAUAACACAACCUAUUACUUGGGAACUAAAGUUGUGAACUUUCCUUAAUACCCUCUUGUUUCCCGGACUAAAGUUGUGAACUUUCCUUAAUACCCUCUUGUUUCCUGGUUGAGAACUACUGAUCUAAGUCAUAAUCUAUUAACAAAUGGUAAGAUUUCGUUUUAAAAACAACAAAACAUGUGGAUCAUUUCUUUGUUCCGGGGCGACUGUUUGUUAGUCCUUGACCCCUUGACCAAAUAUGUGAAAUACUAACCUCAAGUCCUUGAAACAAACACUCGUUCUCAGGCCAUUUCCUCGCAGCGCCAUUAUAACACCAUGACCCAUCAGGGUGGUUCCUCCAGUCAGUCGUCCACCCUCAGUGGUCAGGGGCCGACUUCGCGGGCCACAAUAAACUCAGUAUGUUUUGGUUGCCAUUAAGCUUCUGUUAUGCAUGGAUCUUAAGUUGCAGAUCCUCUUGAAUGCACUGUUGCUUCAGUUUAAAAGUUAAUCUCUAAACCUUUUGACUUUUAAUUUCAGCACGUUCCUGAUUUUAUAAGACAUCUAUGAUUUUCAACAUGUCCAGGCUGUCAUUGAAACUGCACAUGUCCAGGCUGUUAUUAAAACUAGACAUGUCCAGGCUGUCAUUGAAACUGCACAUGUCCAGGCUGUUAUUAAAACUAGACAUGUCCAGGCUGUCAUUGAAACUGCACAUGUCCAGGCUGUUAUUAAAACUAGACAUGUCCAUGCUGUCAAUGAAACUGAACAUGUCCAGGCUGUUAUUAAAACUAGACAUGUCCAUGCUGUCAAUGAAACUGAACAUGUCCAGGCUGUCAUUAAAACUAGACAUGUCCAUGCUGUCAAUGAAACUGAACAUGUCCAGGCUGUCAAUGAAACUAAACAUGUCCGGGCUGUCAUUGAAACUAGACAUGUCCAGGCUGUCAUUGUUGUCACACAUGUCUUGAAUGGGAUAUUUAGAAUUAAGUUAACCUCAAUAAUAAUUUCAUGUUUUGAAAAGCACUGUUUUUAUUGUUAAGUGUCUUCCUUUUUACAAAUUCACUUUGAUGUUGUUUUAUGUUACCCUUGUGAUUGUCUGGUGAGGACACGCCAUGCUGUACAUGAGCUUUUGCUUUACAGUUGCAUUUACUUAAGCAAUGAUCUCUCUAGGUCAUGGGAGGCAAAAGUAAUCGAUCAGUGUUAUUUGCUUUACAGUUGCAUUUACUUAAGCAAUGAUCUCUCUAGGUAAUGGGAGGCAAAAGUAAUCGAUCAGUGUUAUUUGCUUUACUGCACCUGUAUUUUUUAAAAACCCUAAAAUUAAAAUUUAUUAUUUAUUUAUUAUAUUAACAAAAGAAUCUUGGUGUUACAAAAAUAAGAAUAAAGCUAAAUUAACUUAAAUUCAAUCAAUAUUGACACCAGAUAGAUAUUGUAUUAGUUUAGGGGAUUGUAUGUCUAUGCAGUACACUUGGUAUCUAUUUUAUUUGUUAAAUUUGAGGCUCAUUUUACUGUAAUCUUUCAAACAGCUGAUGUGUUUCAGUUUAAUUAGAUAUGAGACACUAAGGCUGAAGUAAGUACAAAAAGUCUAAGUUUAUAAACUGUGUGUCUGAUCUGACAUGCAUAAAGUUAGUAUUAAAAAGUCUUAUUUUAUUAAUCGUGUGUCUGAUCUGACAUGCAUUAAGUCAGUAUUAAAAAGUAUAAUUUUGUAAACUGUGAGUCUGAUAUUACAAGCAUAAGGUGAUUUUCCCCUGAAUAUGGCAGUGCUCAGAAUGUCCUCAUGUUUAAAUAGUUAAAAUUAAUCUUCUUCACAGAAAACUUCUGCUAUGAUAGCCCUAAAUAACCAGAGCUCUCCUUUACUUGACCAGGUAUUUAGUGACAGCAGCAGCAUUGUGUCAUUUACAUUAUUUUUUUUUAAUAAUAGUACUUUUGUUUGGUUUAGAGAGUUUCAGGCCCAAGCAUUACAAAAAAAAAUUGUUUCCCUAUUAUUUCUCAGGACUUUUUCAGAUUUUUUUUUUUCUAGUGGUAACUAGCAAUUUUUUUCUGGUUCAAGAUUAUUUUAUAUUUAUAAACUACUCUGAUGAAAUCAUAGUUGGAUUGGUAACUGUUUUUUAAAAAUAUUUUUUGCUUUGAGUUAACAAACCAAUGUUAAAAAAACAAUGGUUUGUUUAACCCAAAGCAAACAAUAUAAAAAAAAAAAUAUAAAAUAUAUAUAUAUAUAUAUUUUAUAUAUUAACUACUCUGAUGAAAUAAUAGUUGGAUUGGUGACUGUUUAUUUAAAAUAUUGUUUGCUUUGGGUUAAAAAACCAUUGUUAAAAAAAAAAAAAGAUCUUUUAUCUUAGUUCCAUGAGCUUGUCCAUUACUCUACCAUAGUCAGUUUGUUUUGUAUUUCUUGAAAAAAACAUAUGCAUUGGUUUGUGUCCAUCAGGUUACUUGCUAAAACUAAUUAAUUGUUUCUGAGAUGGUCUUUUGUGCACAAUAUUAUUUUGCUUGCUAUCUAACAAGACAUGUUUUUUUGUUUUUUAAAAAGGACAUGAAAAUAUGUGUGUAAAUCUAAGUGAUUGAUUAAUUCUAACGAGCUUAGAAAAUCAAAUUGGAUUCACUUGAAUGCCAGUUCAUUCCAUUGCCUGAUUGCAGUUUUAUUUUGCGGCCUUCUUCCAUGUUUGCUCAGACUUCUCACACAAACUACAUGCUUUAUUCUCUUGAGUUUAACAAAUCACAGUUUGUUUUUUUGUGCACUUGUUUGGCAUACUUUUUACGAGCUUUGAACUAAGCAUGGGAGUUAUUCUUCACCUUGUCAUUGCUGCUCUGUAGGAAGUUCUUCUGACUAUCAGGAAUAACUAAAACCUUCUUGUGUAUAAAAAACCCAUUAAUAUUGGUGGAAAUAUAGGUUCUUUAAAGAAAGAAAAAAAAUUGUAUUAAGUGUCUGUAAGAGAUGUUAUUGUCUAUUUUUCUUACAAGCUGCAAAUCUAAAAACAUCAAGAUGAAGAAAAAAAAUAUCAGAGAAGUGUGUAAUGAAUCUGACUAUAAAAGGGCAUCUUUAUUUUUAUUAAUUUGAAUGUUGUGUUGUCAUAACUUUAUGACAUUUCGGUUACUCUCAUAUGAACUUCACCAUUCUGCAAAGAGGUGUUAUUUUACAUUUAAGAAAUGUGCUGGAAAAAUAAUCAUAAGAAUCUAAUUCAAAAAUUUUAAGCUUGUGUGUAAUUUAGGGAAACUCAUUUUGCUAUUGACCUCCUCCCCCCCCCCCCCCACACUUAUUCCUCACUGUAUAAACAAGUAAAACUAUAAAUGUAGCCAAGAAAUGUUUUUGAUCAACUGAUGGGUUAAAAUUUGCUUUGGUCCAGUCCACUGUUCGGCCUUCUGCCUUCAUAUUUUAUUUUAUCCUACGAUACCAUUAAAUUUUGAAUUCUGAAAUGCUGUUUUAGAAUAAGUACAUCUUUACCGUCCUUGACAUGUAAGAAAAAUUCUGAAGAGCAUACCUCAGAUUUAUAAUUUCUCUUUUCAUCCUUGAAGAAUUAUUGAAGCAAAAGUACCAUUUUGUGUAUCUGCAUUAAAGAUUAAUCACCACUCUAUCAACAGCAAUGAAUUACCAUACAGCAAUCAUUUCAGUUUGAUUCUUUCAUCUCUCUGCAAGUCUUAUGGAAUCACUAUUGCCCCUGAUUUCCCAUAUGUUGAUUGUUUAUGUGAUGUUUCAACAGUUGCAUUAUUUGUGUUGCACAUGCACAGCUUGACAAGCCCCUUUUUUUUUUUAAGCUUAAGACUGCAUGCACUUUUUUCAGUGUUCAGUCUUUACUUUUUAAAGUGAUAACCCAUUCAGAAUGCACACCAGAGUGCUUUUCAUCCUUGAAUAAAUGUUGUUUUUUAAAAAAAGAAUGUACUUGUUUUUUUUUGGUGUUUUUUUUGUGUGUUUUUUUUUUGUCAUUUUUUUUUUUUUCUUGGAAAUUUUAUUUUGAGAAGCUAUGCAAUUUUUGACAAUUUAACAUUUAUUUGCGUACAUUUUUUUACAUAGGACAUAGAGUAAUCUUUUAUUUUUUUUUUUUUAAAAAAAAAUUUUUUAAUGCACACCAGAGUGCUUUUCAUCCUUGAAUAAAUGUUGUUUUUUAAAAAAAGAAUGUACUUGUUUUUUUUUGGUGUUUUUUUUGUGUGUUUUUUUUUUGUCAUUUUUUUUUUUUACUUGGAAAUUCUAUUCUGAGAAGCUAUGCAAUGUUUGACAAUUUAACAUUUAUUUGCGUACAUUGUCUGACAUAGGACAUAGAGUAAUCUUUUAUUUUUAUAUUCUUAAAAAAGAAUUUUUUCAGUAUUUUUGUCACUCUUGUUUUUCAAUGUAGCUGUGAUCACUAUCUGCAAGAUUGCUUCUGUUUUAACCAUGUAUUUGUAUGUGCAUGCAGAUAUAUGUAUGCAUCAAAUUAAAAACUCUUACGUUUAAUAAAAAGAUAUUACAGUUUAGUAAGAGUGUUUAACAAAUUAAGCAGCACCAGUCUGUCUGGUCGUUAUUUUAAAAAAAAAAAAUCUCUUAAACUCAUUUUCAUAGAACAUUAGACUACUUGCUUAGGUCCAAAGAUGUGCUCAUCUAAAGUAAAGUCUUGCACAAGAGUUAUUACUUUUUAUAGCAGCAAUUCUCAUGGGAUUUUUAUCCAAAUUUAUAUUUCUUUUAGUUAUGAGUAGUACCUUGAUGGAAAGCAAAGUUGUGCACUAUUUGUCAUAUAAAAAUAAUUUAUUCAAGCAUCUUAUUUUUUUUUUAAAUCUCCAGCGGCAAUCUGACUCAUCAACGACUCCUAUAGGCCUCCCUUCUUCUACGUCGCCAAGAGUUACUGAAAAAGCCUGGCUAGUUGCCAAGUGGUACAACUUUGACAUGAGGUAUUUAAUAUUUGGUAGCUGGGGGGUUUGGUGAUUUCUCCUGGGGAGAAGAGAUUUGCAGAAAAGUUCUGUUCCACAGCAGUUGACUAAAAAUAUAACAAAAAAAUACCAAAUUUCAAAACUCAAAUCUCUAAUCUCUUAUAUGUCUUUGUAUUUCUUGACUUUGGUCUUGUGUCAUAUUUUUACGACCUAUCAUGCUUUCAACUCCUCCUUCCCCCCUCCCUUUUUCUUUUACACUUUUAACCUUUUUUUUUUCAUAAUGUUUAUUAUUGUUUCUGGAAACUAAAUGAGUGACCAAUGACUUGACUCAUUAGUGCUGCUUUGUCAUGUAAGCUUCUAGACAUUUAUAGAGCAGUUAAAAAGUUUUUAUUUGUUAUAAGAAGGAUUUAGAUAGUGGUUGGAAGGGGGGGGGGGGGAAAUUUGGCAGGACAGAUUAGGAAAACUCCUUCCCAAAAUAUAGCUACAUCAUUUGAAUUAUGGGCAUUUUAGGCAGGGCUUUGAAACCAUGAUGUAAAAUCACAAGAUUGUAUAAUUUAGAUUUAGAUAGUGGUUGGAAGGGGGGGGGGGGUAAUUUGGCAGGACAGAUUAGGUAAACUCCUUCCCAAAAUAUAGCUACAUCAUUUGAAUUAUGGGCAUUUUAGGCAGGGCUUUGAAACCAUGAUGUAAAAUCACAAGAUUGUAUAAUUUAUUCCAUAAAUUGUAGGAAAUAUAUUUAGCUAAUAUGGUAAAUGCCUUUUUUAGGGGAAAAAAAAGGUUUUAAACAUUCUAUUUUUUCCAAUGCAUUAUGGCAUAAAAGUUCUAGAUACCGGGUAUAUAAAUACAAUGACUAGCUUAUGUCUACAAACCAUAUUACACUGUUUUACCUCAGAAUUUUUACAUGAUUUCUUUUCACUCAGGUUUAUGAAACCUCUCCUGACCAAUUGUAGACCGACGCUAAUGGAGACUUUACCAAGUUGUUGCCUCCCUUUUGCUAGAGUUUUUACCACAGAGGAGCAGAUAACUCAGGUCUGAAUUUUUGUCAUUCCUCCCAAAAUAGAUGUGAUGGAUUUUUAAAAAAAGAUCUGUCCCCAUUAUUUUGACUGAAAUUGUUCCAUUGUUUUAACAUAUCUUGUUCCACUAUUUUCUGUAAAUGUUUAGUGUAAAUUUUAUUUUAAAGACUUACAAUUUUAAUUCACCAAAGGAAGUUAAUAUCAAAUCCAAAAAAAUAUAUUUUGAAGGGAGAUUUCCUUUUUGAAAAAAAGGAAAGGUUUUGCUCAUGCAAAUUUAGUAAAUUGUGCUCCCCUUUUUAACACACGCACACAACUUUACACACACCCACAAAACAUUCCCCCCCCCCCAUUUAUGAUGAUGUGAGCUUGAGUUUUGAUAUCUGCCAUUGUUUUGAUGUAUCCCAAUGAAGGGGGAGGUUCACAUUGAUGAAGAUUCAGACACAGACAUGAUCCUGGACCAGGGAAGUCUGUCUCUCGGCGGAGAUUUCACCGGCGGCAAUGAAGCAGGCGGGCACGGGGACAGCCACGACCUUUCGAAUGUCUCCUCCUCGCCCUGGGCGACCAAGGAUCCCCUGCAGGUAGGACUGGCACAGUACUCUGCUGUUGAAGUUUUCUUUGAAUGCUUGUUUUGUUCCCUAUAACAGAGCGGUCGUGCCUACGAUUUACAUUUUCUCACAAUAAUUUUUAGGUGGUUAAUGACUUCUUACGCCCUGGCAUGAUAUGUAAAUGAGAUGAGUUGGUUUUUUAGAGACAGAACAUUACAAGCAUGACGGUACCCAAAUGUUUUUUUCGUAAAAAAAAAAAGUAUUAAAAAAAAAAUUGUUUAUUUGUUUUGUGGAGUUCAUAAAAAAAAAUCGAGUUUUUUUUCCAGAAUAUGACCGUGCAUGAACAGGCUGACAUUAGAUAUGUUGUGUUUACUUAUCACCUUGAAAUUGUACCAGGUGUGCAACUUGAGAGAAGGUUUUAGUGACCACAGCGUUCAGAUUUCUACUCAAAAAAUUUAAUAACAAAAAAUUUGUUUCCCAUCUAAUGAAUUGUUGUACUGAGAAGGAAAACAUUUUUCUGUUCUCAGUAUUUUUUAACCCUCUUGAGACGACUAAAAUGGAUUGGCCCAGAGUCGAACGGGGAAAAUACGAAUGGCCGAUCCAUUGGUCCAUAUAAUACAAGCCCCAAGAUAUGCUGGCCAGUCUUUUUACCAGCUAAUUAGAUCACUUCUAUCAUUUCUUGCUCAUCUCCUUCCUUUGAUAGUUUACGGCGUUAUGUCAUUUUAUAGCAAUUUAUUUUGUACCUCGUGACACCUAAAAAUUCUUAAAAAUAUCUGAACUUGAAAUAUGCCAGUGGAAUAUUUUAUGCAGCUGUUCACAUUGAAUCUCACUCAAAUAUUUGUUAGGGCUUAUUAGGCUUAAAAAAAAUCAGAAAAUUCAACAAAAUUCUGCAAGUAAUGCAUGGUUAUUCUGAGUCUAAAAAGAAAUUACUUGUGUAAAUUAUGCAUAUGAGGAUAUCUCAUUUGCAUAAAUGCUGAGAUUUCAGUUUGAUUCAUAAAGAUCGUAUUAGUUCAUUCAAUCCCCUACUAGAAUAUUUAUAGUUUUAUAUUUGUAAAAUAAUUCGUUUAUAUUUUUAAUAAAUUUUUUUGCCAAGUAAGAACAGGGCUUGUGGAAAAGGUUCAGCUUCCUUGGCAUCGACAGUCCAAAAAUGCUACGUCUCAAGAGGGUUUAAAAGAAAUCUGCAUCUGACUGGCAUAACAACAAUAAUUUGUAGUGUUCUUGUGUUGCCUGUUAAAAAAUUUUUAAAGGAUAAACUCUAAUAAUACAAAGUGUCCAACUAGGCAUGCAGGGGAACUAUUCCCUUCUCCAAUUCGAUGGGAGCAGUUACUCUGUUUCUAUGCCCAAACAGAAUUUGAUGUUAAACAAGUGUUUGACUCAGCUGUUUCCUGCGUCUGUCAGAGACACACAAUAAGUAAAGAAGUGUGACACCUUAAACAACAUAUAAGUUUAUUGUAUGUUUUAUGUGCAUACACUUUUUUUAUGGUGAAAAAGUUUUAGCCUUGAUUUUUUUUACUGUUUAAAAAAGAAAAAUCAAUGUUCUGAAAGAUAAAGACCAAAGUUAGAGGAAAUGUUAAAACAUUAUCACUUAGUAGUUUCAGGUGAUUGCUAGCAACAAACUUGGCUACUUGACUGUACGAUUGUUUGCAAGGUUUCUCUCUACGCAUCAGCUUCUUCUAGAAUGCUAGCUCAGCCGCUGAUAUAAAAAAGCAAAUAUUUUAUUAGAGAUUAAAGCUUAAAAUUUCUCUUAAAAUUGUUGACCUGCUCUCAAACCCCCACCCCCUCACAUAAUGUACCUGACACAUCCGAUUAUCACAAGUAUCCAGACUGAGUGCUAAAUGUAUAAAUGUUUUGCAACACUGCAUGGCCACAAGAUCUUAUUCAGUCACUGAUAUUGUGUUCUUGCAUGAGCAAAGUUAACAGUUUUGGUUGGUCAGCUCACAGUGCCCUCCAAAUAUUUUUUUACAAAAUUAUAUUUUGCUGUUGAAUAUUUUCACGUAUGAUUAUGAAUAUAUUAAAUAAUUAUCUAUUUUAUUUUUAUAUUUUUAAUAUAUUUUUUUAUAGACAUUUGAGCUUUAGAAAAGUAAGUAGGGCUAUUCCCUGAUGGGGUUUAGUUAUUUCAACUUGAGAUCUCUUGAACACCUUUAUUCCUGUGUCUCUCUAGCCUGGUUCUUUCUUUUUGACAAUUCCCAAAUUCAACACCCCCCCCCCCCCCUUUUUUUUUUUUUUAAUUUAAAAAAAAAAAAAAAAAAAACCCCCCCCUUUUUUUUUGUGUUAAAUUUAAAAAAAAAAAAAAAAAAUUUUGACUGUUGUCCUUUAUUUAAAAUCUCCAACAAAACAUUUAAAAAUUUUUUUUUAUUGCAAGUUUGGACUAGUGUACUUUGGGACUCAGUGUGAGAAAAAAGUAAUUGUGGUUAUCAAGUUGUGAAAAUGAGGUCAUUUAAAAACAUAGCUUUUGGACAACUAAUACCAAUGUGACCAUAAAAUUUAAUAUACUGUAGUUCAUCUUCAUUUGAGAAGAAUCGCAUGUUGUCGUUGUUUUUUUUUUAUGUGUGUUUUUUGCUCUUUUUCUUUUAUCAGUGAAUUAAAUUUGCAUUAUGGAGUAAGGCUAAAGAGUAAGAAUGAAUCAAACUAGACAAUCAUAACUGUUCAUGUAGAUGUUAUUUUAAAAAAAAAAUAUUUUUUUUAUUGCUGCACUAGAUCCACAUAUUAAUCUAAUCUUGCUGGUAUUACAAUCAUCACAGCCAGCGGCAUCAUCCACCAGGAUGUCCCGUUUGAAAGUAAUGGGACGUGACAUGCUAACGAACGAUGCAAAUAAGUAUAGAAUAAGGAGGUCACCAAUAGUGAGCUGAAACCUCCUGAUGUCAAAAUCGUUGACAUUGAAUAUUUCAUUUCUGUACUUUUGUCAAAUGUUGGUUUAUUUUUUUUUAAACCUCCACAAUGUAAUCUUUCUCUUACAGCUAAAGGAUAAAUUGCUGAUUUUUAAAAAAAAAAUUUGUAUCGUAAUUUUUUGCAUUUUUAAAUUUUGUUUUUUGUGAACACCUUUAAGAAAAAAUAAAAAAAUAAUAAAAGUUGUUCACACAAAACAGAAGAAUAUAAAACUAAAUGCAAAGAGUUGAUAUAAUUAUCAACUUUUCGCAUCUAAUUUUUAUUUCUUUUGUUUUAACACCUUUAAUUUUUUUAAUUUUAUUUUUCUUUACAAUUUUUUUUUUCCAUUUCUUCUCCCUGUCUACCUACCCCCCCUCCCGCCCCUGCUCCUUACCUCUGUCUGUGCCCACUUGUGGGAAAUGUUCCUUUAGAUGGAGGAGAUGAAUGUAGAAGACGGUGAUGAUAGACCUAUCACUCCCUGAGUGUUGGGGGCCACUAGUUGCGUCCCUUUGGUCAUGUAAGCAUUCAACUGUUCCUGUCUGUCACAUUGUCAGUCUUUGAUAACCAGACACUGGUAUUUAAUCAUGUCACAUUGUAAGUCUUUAUAACCAGACUCUAGUAUUUAAUCAUGUCACAUUGUCAGUCUUGAUAACCCAACAAUUCUGGUAAUUAAUCAGGAAGGAAUUUGACAUUCAUAUAGCACAGUGGUUCUCAACCUUUCUAAUGCCGCGACCCUUUAAUACAGUUUCUCGUGUAAAUUUUGAAAUGAAAUCACUUUAUCUGUGUUUAGUUUAAGAAACACCAAAUGUAUUAAAAAUGAAAUAACAUCCUUUCUCAGCUAGCACUAUAUAGCUACCGUCUAUAGAUAUUUGACCUUUGAGCCUUGGCCUAGCUGUGAUGGGAGAACAAAACUAAAAUAUUUACAGAAAAAGACAAAUUAUGAAUAAGGACAUAAAUUUGUUACGGUACCAAAAUGUCAAAUUCUAUUCCUGCAACUGGCUAUAGGAAAAAAAAAAAAACUCUCUUAACCAGUGUUUCCCAGACAUUUUUAAACAAUUGCUCAAAUUGAACUUCAUUUAAAAAAAACAUGGAUUAGUUAUGUUUUCCUAUUCUAGUUAAACUCUCACUUACACAUUUAAUUUUUCUAAAGCUGCAUUUUUCAUUCAUAGAUUUAAAAUUUUUUUUUACACUUUAGUGUGGGCAAACAGAAUAAUGUUAUUGCCCCAUUGUUUAAGAGGAAAAUGAGAUCUGAAAAUAUUCUCAUAUGUUGUUUCUGUUUUGGAACCACUGAAUGAAGUAGUCUCAUAUGUUGUUUCUGUUUGGGAACCACUGAAUGUAAAAAAAAAAACCAAAAACUUAUUAGUCUCCUUAGAUUAUUACUUCAAACAUAUAUUAUAAUAAAUUGUAUAGAAAAGUAUAGUAAUGUCAGUUUUACUCAUCACAACACAAUUCUCUUAACAAUGCCUAUAACAGGUCAUAGUUUUUAUUGAUGGGUCUCUCUGAAUAAAGCAGUUGUUCUCUUGGUGGUGGCAUCCUAUCUCCCUUGUGUCUGAGGGUAUUUAAAGUGUACAACAAUUGAAGAAAAAAAUAUUUUUUCUAUCAUAUCAGUUUCGAGUUUUCCAUGUGUACUGUCAGUGUGACAUGUCCUGUCAUUAGUUGUCAUUGUGACAUGUCCUGUUGUGAGCUGUGACAAGUCCUACUUGAGUAAAUAACUAUUUUAUUUUGAAAUUGGAAAGGAAAAAAAAAGUUUGAAAAAAAAAGCAAGCAUCUAAAAUGUGGUUGCAUCUUCCUUGCCAAAAACCCCCCCAAAAAUAAUAAUAAUAAAAAUAAACCACUGGUUUUUAUUGUUCUUUCUUGGUACCGGUAUAAAGUUUUAUUUGAACAAGAUCAAACUUAUUAGCUCAGUGCAUCAUAUCUGUAGAAAAAUUAGGAAUUUUCUUUCUUCACACAACGCAUGAUUUGAAAUAUACACACUUUAAAAUUCUUUUAAAAUGGUAUUUGCAAUAGGAAAAAUUGCUUGUGGAAACAAUGGACUAGUUGGGCAUUAAUUACUACACUGUUUCAUUUCACUAACCUGGGCUGAUGCAUAUGUUGAGUCCUAUUGCAAAACCUGCUAAGUAACAUCUGGUUGUUUUUGAGAUAAAGCUGUCUUUGUAAAUUAAAUUUCUUUGGCAUUUACAUUUUUUUUAUGCUGAAAUUUUAGACUAAAGCUUUUGAUUCAUUAAAUACAUAAAAUACAUAAAAUAAUGUAGAUUGAUAGUUUUAAAAAAACUGCCAAAAUUGUUCAAUCAUUUCUUUUUUAAAGUACGUAGCAGGUUUUGCAAUCAGACUCCUCAUAUAUUUAGGUUAAUAUUAUUAUCAAUGCUUAUAACAGAAGCGCAUGUUUAUUUCUUUGUGACACAAUUACUCAUUAUCUCUUCUUUACUUUUAUCUCUAACUUGUCAAACUUCCUUUUUAAAAAGAAAUACAUUUUUUAAUUUUUUUGUAAACAAGUCAAAGUAAAAAAUUAGCUCAGAGUUUGAACAUUUGUAGUAUCGGUAUUUAGAUUUGCUUACAAUCCCUCCCAAAUAUUAAUACUAAUGAUAGUAGUUUGUUCUUCAAACAUUUUUUUAAUAUUUAUUUUUACUUCUCUGGUUUAUGGUUUUGCUAUGAAUUUGGCCCUUUUUUUUUCCUCCUCAGAGUUGUAACAAAUUCUGUUACAUUUCUCAACACAAAGAAUUAUCAUGUGCUAUUGAUGAUUAUCAUUAAAGAUCAUUUUAUUUUUUGUUGGACCUCAAUAAAUACUAAAUAAAUCUCCUUUUCAAAGCAUAUUAGUAUUAGAUUGUUUGUUUUAAAAUAGAUAUAAAAUAAAAUAUUUGUUACAGUAAUUCUUUUUUUUUUAAAGUAAACAACAAUAAUAUGCCAGGGGUUUUAUAUUAUUUUCUGAUCUGUAAUCAGCUUUCAAGAUUGAUCAUUUACCAAAAGCUUUUAUUAUAAUCAGCUUUCAAGAUUGAUCAUUUACCAAAAGCUUUUAUUAUAAUUUAAAGAUUUUUCUGACUUAAGUUACAAUCUUCUGAGUCCCACAACUAAUUUUUUAAACUUAGAUAUUGUGUGUUUUUUUUUUCUACAUUAAUGACCAUAGACUUUCUAACAAAGUAAAUUUUUUGUUCGUCCAGAUCCCCCUUAGACAUCCCAACAACCUAAUAAUCUAUUUAUUUAAAGAUCAUCAUAGAUUAAUUUAUGGGCAAACAGAAUGUGUAGAUGACAUUUAAUUAAUGACAUUAGAUGAGCUAUUUAAUCAUUUAGAAAUUUUUAUAAUAAUUCUGCUAAGAUCCUUUCGCUUGUGCUGGUCUGAGUCUACUAAUGUCAAUGCUUUGGUUUUGGUAAAGCUGGCAAAUCAUCUAAUAUGAAUAUAUAUUUAAAAAGAAAUUUUUCUAAUACCAUGAUUGAAACAAUGUGCAAAAUAUAAAUUAUUAAAAAUCACUGCCUCUGAGGUCACAUGAGAAAUCUGGCUUUUGAUAACUAUAACAUAUUGGUAGAAAGAGAAAAUAAAUAUGAAAAAGGUGGUUUUAACAAAAUUAAAUUAUAUUUUAAGAACUUCACAUUUGCCUGUUUUGUUUCGAACCACAAUUUUAUUCUAAGUUUACGUAAAUAAAAGUAUUAUUUAAAUAAAGAAAACUAUGUUUAAGCCUGAAUUUUUUUUUUUUUUGGGUACUUGAAAGAGUUAUUUGGACAAGAAAACUCAAUACACGUAUAGUUUUUAAUCCUCAUUUAUUAAAAUAAUAUAAGGCCAGUUGUUGUGCAUAUUAUUCUUAAAAAUCAUCUUUAUAAAGGUGUUCUAUAUUUAGCCAUCAUCUCCUCAUCUUAUUUUCACAGAAUCUGGAAGAUUCACAUGUGGGUGACCUUGGCCUUGGUUUAACCAAUCAAAUGAACACCAUUCCGAUGAGGGUCAAUCUCCCUGGGCCAAAAGGUGACAGGGUGUGAGAUGCCACCUGCCGGUUAUGUGAAGGUGCCCCAAGUACCUGGACUGUAAAUUUAUGCUUUUUUUUUUUUUUAAAUGAGAUUUUGUGAGGAAAGAUUCAAUGUUGGAUGUUCUGAGAAAACAAAACUUAAGAUAAAGAACACAUUUUUCAUACAGGGUGUGUUCAGAGUUAAUUUUGACUUACAACUUUCUAAAUCCAACUUGCGGACAUAUUAUUUUAAUUAGCUAUUUUUUUUAGUCAUAUCAUUAAAUGUGUUUAGUGUGCGCCUUAAAAUAUUCACAUUUCUUCAAAUGUGGACUUCGGCUAGAUGUAGUGUUUUGACCUUAGACUGGAUGUAUUGGAGCAGAAAGGAGCUAACUUUAUUGUCAGUGUCAAGUGUAGUUAACCCUCAUGUGAUUAGUGUCCUUGACCAUGUUCCACAUUCCGCCUUGUUGACCGUGAGGAGAUUUUGUGAAUGUAUUUGUGUGUGCGCGCGUGUGUGGCCUUUAGCUUUAUUUCACAACAAUGAUUCCUCCCUGUAUCCUCUUUCAUGUUCUAACCAUGAGAGUGAAUGAGAAUCGUCUUGCAUUAGAUGUACGCUGUCAAAAUUUCAUUUUCACUCAAAUAGAGUUGGUAGUUUUUUAAAAUUCUUGUCCUAAAUGAAUGAUCCCUAUCAUCUCUUUCAGUGCAAUGCAUGUCAUAUGUUAUGUUUAAGUGAAGUCCCUUCUCCAAUGUUGUGUGCUAGUUUAAGGCGCUGCUUCACUAAUAAGUGAGUUUGUCUUUUUUUUUUUUUUACUAUGAUAUUUCACCCAAAUUAUAUUUAUAAUUUGAUAGUCUGU